UGAUGGGCUGAAGAGCCUGUGAUGAGCUCACAGAACGUGCUGCCAGGCGGCAUCAGGGCAGACGGGGGGCCAAAUUCGAUCGAGAGGAGAGGACGGCUCUUAUGGGUUGCCAGAAUGGCUUCAGAGCCACUCCAGCCUCAGUGUCAGCCAAGGGUGCGCCAGGGGCAGCGGCUUUGCUGGACUGCAGCAAGCCCCCCUCCCCCAGCAUUUGACGACACUUCCCCAAGGUGCCGGCUGUGGACGAUGGGUCUCGUAGCCCUUUCCCCUGAAUGGCGCCAGUCAGGACUUUUCUUCCCAUCUCUCCUGCUGUUUGUGUCGCCUUUGGCAACCCCAGUUCCCCUCCCCAAAGGAGUCCCAUUCCAGCUGCCUUGGUCACAUCCUUAAGCUAUUUAUAAGCCUGCUUCUUUUCCAGCGGGUUUAGUUGUUCUCCUGCCAAGCUGACGACAGCAUCUCUCUGCUCCUCCUAGAUCUAUUUGCUUUAUCUUUUUGUCACCAUGUGAGGAAAUCAUUUUAGAUCCUUGGGAUAUUUUAUCCUCCCCGCACCCCGCCAAAUCUGGAUAUCUAUGCAGGCCAGCAGCUGAGUCAACCGUUGAUGUUAAAUUUGAUGACCACCUGACCUCUUACUGGUUGCAGGUCACAUGGUUUCUCCCCCCCCCAAGUUGGCACCCACACAUUUAUUUUUAAGGCGUGCACUCAGUCCUUGUGUGCAGUAGGUAGUCCUUCACAAAGAGCUGAGUCACGCUGCCAGAUCCACAACGACCGUGGAGGAAUAUGGGAUCCUCUCCGUGGCCAUUUGUAUUUGUGGAAGAGAGCUUGGCCAGUGCCAGGAGGGGCAGGGGUUUAAGGGGCCCGCAGUGGCAAACGAGAAAAACAAGGCAUUUCUUUCCUGUCCUCUUGCUGAUCCCAAAUCGCCCUCUCGCACAGGGUAUGUAGAGUUCAAGCCAUAAAUGUGUGGAAGUCAUUCUACAGCCCUCCCUGCCUGGCAUCCUGCAGAGGUGCUAAGCCUUGAAAUACUGGGCAUUGCCGUCCCAUGCCCGUCCCUCUCAAGAGCUGCUUGAGAUUUUGUACCUUCCUUUUAAGGAGGGACAUUAUGAGAUGGUGUCUCCCAUUUCCUUCUUCAACCUCCCAACCUCAGGGUUUCUGGAUAUUUCACUUAAUUACACCCAACGUGGGCAUUAUAUGAGGAACCCCCAUAAUUUCCUUCUCCUUCUCUCCAGCGGAGCCAGUAACCUCCAGACUAAAACAACUCCGGCUACAGCGAGAUGACUUUGAAAUCUUAAAGGUGAUCGGCCGAGGAGCUUUCAGUGAGGUGGCAGUGGUGAAGCAGAAGAGGACCUCUCAGGUGUAUGCUAUGAAAAUAAUGAAUAAAUGGGACAUGUUGAAACGAGGAGAGGUUUCCUGCUUCAGGGAGGAGAGGGACGUCCUGGUGAACGGAGACAAGCGCUGGAUUACGCAGUUGCAUUUUGCUUUCCAAGAUGAGAAUUACUUGUACCUGGUGAUGGACUACUAUGUUGGUGGUGACCUCCUGACCCUGCUGAGCAAAUUUGGUGACCGCAUCCCGCUAGAGAUGGCCCGGUUCUACUUGGCUGAGAUGGUGAUGGCCAUCAACUCGAUACACAGCUUGGGUUAUGUGCACAGAGACAUCAAACCAGACAACAUCCUGCUUGAUCGAUGUGGGCACAUCCGGCUCGGGGAUUUUGGAUCCUGCCUCAAGCUUCAAGAAGAUGGGACGGUCUGUUCCACAGUGGCAGUGGGCACUCCAGAUUACCUCUCCCCUGAGAUCUUGCGAGCAGUGGAAGAUGGGGCUCAUUCCUAUGGCACAGAAUGCGACUGGUGGUCUCUGGGCAUUUUUGCCUACGAGAUGUUCUUUGGGCACACCCCCUUCUUUGCCGACUCUGUUGUGGAAACCUACGGCAAGAUUAUGCACUUCAAGGAGCAUUUCCAGUUCCCCCUCUCGGCACCAGAGAUCCCCCCGGAAGCCCAGGCCUUAAUCGAAGGGCUGAUCUGUCCGCGAGAGACACGGCUGGGACGUAACGGGGUCCGGGACUUCCAGGAGCACCCCUUCUUCAUCGGCAUCGACUGGGAGGGCUUGCGGGACUGUACCCCGUCCUUCGUGCCCGAGUUUGCCAAUGCCACCGACACGUGUAACUUCGACGUGGUGGAUGACUGUCUCACCGACAUGGUGAGAGGGGGAGGGGAGACACUGUCGGAUGUGAUUGAGACCUCUCCACUCGGGGUGCACCUGCCCUUUGUGGGAUACUCCUACACUUACACGGCUGUGAAACAGAAUGACCCUGAGGACAGUGACCGAAGUAACAUCGCCAUGGAUGUGGAUUGUGCUGGGAAGAUCUCAUCAGGAGAAGCAGAGAAAACCCCUCCUGAGGAGCUGGCAUGCAAGCUGCCAGACGGGCAGAAGCUGGACCUGUCCACUUUUCUAGAACUGCAGGCGGCCUUUGAGGAGGAACUGAAGAGUCGGGAAAUGCUGCGCCAAGAGCUCAGCAUGGUCAAAGUGGCCAAUCAGACUUUUGCCAGCCAGCUAAAGGAUGCUGAGAGCCGAAACUUGGAACUGGAAGCUCAGAUCAGAAGCUUGAAGGAGCAGAUGGAAGGGCUGAAACCAGCGGCCGAGGAGGGCGGCACCAUGGCAUCACGGCUCUGUGAAUACCCGCUUGUGGUACCUCUGUACCGGCACUUGCUGCUCUUUUCCAGGGUACAUAGGCCCUGCAUUGUCAACGUGGGAUACCUGCUUCUAUGCACCGGUGGGUUAGGACUGGAGGUCUCCGCUCGGAGCUCAGCGGAAGCAGUUUGAACGCUGACGGGGCAAGGAGCAGUUGGGCACGUCAGCCGCUUGCCACUGUCCGAUCAAGCCUAGCCUAAACCCCUUUAACAAAGGACUCGCUUGGACGAACUCGGGCCCAGAGGUGGCCAGGCCAGGCCAGGCCCCGGAGCUCCAGCUGCAAACAGCCUAGCUCAGCUUUGCCUCUGGUUCUCUCCCAUCUGCUUCUUUCGCUUCUAGAGGGCAGGACUGUCAGCCCACCUCCUCUAAAUAGACGUGCUCCAAGGAGAAAGUCCGGAGGGAAGAGGAGCUGAAGGCAUAACCCAGGCAUCCUGCCUUCUCGCAUCCUGGCACCCUCCUAAAGAACACGCGCCCAGCUCUGACGGCACUUUCCCAUGGAAACACAUCGAGUUUCCCAAAGGCUGCUGGGGACUCCUGAGCUGCUACGACGUCUCCUCCUGCCAGGCUGCUGGAAGCUGUUCCUGUUGCUGCAAAGGAUUUUGAGCUGGCAAAAGAUUCUUCCAGGGACUUCUGCCCUUCCUGGCAAUGGCCGCUUCUAUGCCAGAUGCCCCUUGGGAGAUGAGGGUUAGAAAGGCCAGUGGCAGGAAAGGGGCACCCAGAUCCAGACCCCCAGGAAUGGCAACUUCCUGAAGAGAAGGAAGGUGACGAAGAGCCUGCCCCAGCGGGCUUGCGAAGCCUGACUCCUAAGGAUCAGUCGAGCGGUUUGCUCUGCCAGCUGCAACUAGCACCUUUGUUGCACUUCGGGGCCAGGAGUUUGCUUGAAGGCCAGGGCCCUCCCUGGAAGGAAAAAAGGGACAGGCCUGUUUUUUUUUUUUGCAACGCCUUACAGUGCCCUUGGACUCUACCGGGGGGUGGCGGGGGGAUGCUAGUUUUAAACUGCCAGACACACUUUUUAUCUGCACUUCUCCACUUCUGAUUCUAGAUAGCAACCUGGCUCUCUAGCACUCCACAGUUCAACCCACCCAUUUUUUGUAAGUUAUUUCGAAUAGUGAGGGUUAAGUGGCAACCCUUUCUGCCUCAAGCUGGGGAUCCAGGCCUCCAACCCGUGUUUUGAAGAGUGUAUGCAUGAUUAUAAAAGUGCACAGAACCAAAAUCUAGCUUGUAGGGGCAAACUGCUAGUGUAGGGUUUUUCACUAAGCCCCUCUUGGUGUCUCUCACCUACCCCCCAUAUUUAUUAUUCCUCCUCUUUGUGUAACAUGGCGCAUUGGCUGGGUGCAUGAAAACACUGUACAUUCUGACACUGUGAGUUGAGGAUGUUCCCUUUUUUUGAGAUGAGUAAGAAUAAAGUCGGACUAUUCCGCG
Python bivittatus (Burmese python) is the source of this 4096-nucleotide messenger RNA. Lineage: Eukaryota; Metazoa; Chordata; Lepidosauria; Squamata; Pythonidae. The record is from RefSeq and is a predicted model, not a curated record.